AUGUCUGAUUGGCUAACCUUACUCACUUCAAUCGUCACCGAUAUCUUAGCAUUCAGUCGUAGUAAUACAAUGUUUGUCAUAUGUCCCCCGGUUGCCGUUGCAGUUACCAAGUAUCUCUCCAGUGACUUAUCUAUAUCACAUUUAUUUCAUCCGUGGCUAUCGAGUUUCAUUUAUUUAUACCUUUACAUUCUACAAUUCAAUAUCAAUAAUGAUAUCGCAGGCGUCGAAGGCGAUCGAAUUGGUAAACCUUGGCGACCUAUUCCUUCAAAUCGUAUUAGUAUUGAACGGGCCUGGAAACUCUAUUUCAUCGUUGUCAUAAUUUAUUUUCUUUAUUCUUGUUAUAUCAAUCAUGUGUUUUGCUGUAUUCUGUGGAUUGUGUCGACAAUUAUUUUGAACUUCACUUCAAUUCAAAACACAAGUGUUGGAAAAAACUCCAUGAUAGCUCCGGCUACGUACGCAAUGGUGGCUGUUAUCUGGUGUUUAGUAAACAAUGUUUCGAAUAUACUGGAUCAUCCGCAUGUUCUAUGGAAUUUGAUCUUCAAUUCAGUAAUCACGGCUGCCGUUGCUGUUCAACAAGAUAUGAGAGAUGUUGAAGGAGAUCGUGUCCAAGGUAGACGAACGUACUCGGUCGUCAUGGGAAGUCCACAAGCAGAAAAAUUCAUCGCGAAGAUCGUGCUCUGUGCAUUGAUUUGUCUUCUUUUCGAAGGAUAUUUAAUCGAACAAAAACGCCUAGUCAGUAAAAUAACAUAUAUGUUACUUAAUUGCUUUCUGUAUGGACUUAUGAUUGUACGGAACUGGUAUUCGUAUGAUGUACGUAAAACGUAUGAAUUUUAUAAUCAAUUAACUUUCUUUUUCUAUCUUUUUAUGACACCAAUUGUUAAUACGAAUUGA
Messenger RNA from Adineta ricciae, 891 nucleotides. NCBI's taxonomy places the organism in Eukaryota, Metazoa, Rotifera, Eurotatoria, Adinetida, Adinetidae. The record is from the annotation of a GenBank genome assembly.